Adineta steineri is the source of this 3105-nucleotide messenger RNA. The record is from the annotation of a GenBank genome assembly. NCBI's taxonomy places the organism in Eukaryota, Metazoa, Rotifera, Eurotatoria, Adinetida, Adinetidae.
AUGAAUAAAUCAUCUGAAGAAUCAACUAAAAAAGUCGCUUCUUUUGAACCACGCGAACAAAUAAUGGAUACACAAAUGAAAACUAGUUCAAGUUAUAUCGAUAAAAUGGCACCAGAAGAUAUGACAUCAAAAGAAUAUUAUCUUGAUUCAACAGCUCAUUUUGCUGUUCAUGAGGAAUUAUUAAAAGAUGAAAUUCGUACAAAGACAUUUCGUAAUGCAAUUAUUAAUAAUCGACAUUUAUUUAAAGAUAAAGUAGUAUUGAAUAUUGGUUGUGGUAUUGGAAUUUUCAGUUUAUUUGCUGCUAAAGCCGGUGCAAAAAUGGUCAUUGCUGUAGAAAAAUCGAAUGUCAUCGAAUAUACAAAAAAGAUUGUCCGUGCAAAUCGAUAUGAUAAAGUUAUCAAACUUAUCAAAGGUAAAAUUGAAGAAAUUGAAUUACCUGAAGGUAUACAACAAGUUGAUAUUAUUAUUGCUGAAUGGCUGGGUUAUUCAUUAUUUUAUGAUUCAAUUAUUCAAAGUGUGAUUUAUGCAAGAGAUAAAUAUCUUAAACCCGAUGGUAUCAUUUUUCCUGAUCGCGCAACAAUGUAUAUGGUUGGUAUUGAAGAUCGAGAAUAUAAAGAAGAUAAAGUCGAAUGGUGGUCAAGUGUUUAUGGUUAUAAUAUGGGUUGUUUAAAAAAUUAUGUUAUGCGUGAACCAUUAGUUGAUACAGUUGAUAAACGUCAAAUUUGUACAGAUCAUUUUCCAAUUAAAACAUUUGAUCUGAAAACAAUGACUAUCAAUGAUAUUGGUAUUGAUGCUAAAUUUCGAUUACGUGCUUCACGUGAUGAUUAUUUACAUGCAUUUGUUACUUAUUUUGUUGCAGAAUUUACUGCAUGCACACAAAGAACAGUCAUUAAUACCGCACCUGGUGCCGGUUAUACACAUUGGAAACAAACAGUUUUCUAUUUUCCUGAUUAUGCAACACUAAAACAAGAUGAAAUAGUCGAAGGAACAUUUUCUUGCAAAGUUAAUCUGGAAAAUACAAAAAAACUCAAUUUUGAUAUUGAUUUUCAAUUCAAUGGUCAAAUAGCAUCUUUACACAGUAAAAAUCAAUAUUUUAUGAAAGUAUCAAUUAUUUUUGCAGUUGAACAAAAAUUUAAAAUUGUAUGUUACUUUACAAAUUGGGCUAUGAAACGUCCCGGUGGAGGUUCAAUGACACCUGAAGAUAUUGAUCCUUGUUUAUGUACACAUGUAAUAUAUGCUUUUUCUGAAAUGGAUAAUAAUCAAUUAACACCAAUGGAAAAACAUGAUUUGAAAGAUGGAAGUCAACCUGGCUUUUUUGAACGAUUUAAUGCUUGGAAAAGUGUUAAUAAAAAUUUAAGAACUUUACUUGCUGUUGGUGGUUGGGAUAUGGGAAUGAAAGAUUUUGCAGGUAUUGUUAAAUCUGAAAAAACAAUGAAAAAAUUUGCUGAAUCAACAGUAAAAUAUUUACGAAAACAUAAAUUUGAUGGUCUUGAUCUUGAUUUUGAAUAUCCCGGGGUUGAUUGGAGAGAUAGUCCCAGAGAAGAUAAACAAAAAUUUACAAAAAUGUGUGAAGUCUUAUAUGCAACAUUCGAAAAAGAAGCAGAAACUAGUGGUAAUGAACGUCUUCUUCUUACUGCUGCUGUAUCAGCAGCAAAAGUUAAUAUUGAUAAAGCAUAUGAAGUAGAUAAACUUGUUCCAGUAAUGGACUGGUUUAAUUUAAUGACUUACGAUUUUCAUGGAGCAUGGGAUCAAAAUCGUGCUCAUCAUUCAUCAUUGAACAGUAAAGAUAAUGAAAAAGAUGAUACAAUGUAUAUUGAUUUUGCUGUGAAAUAUUAUCAAAAAUUGGGUAUGCCACCAAGUAAAAUAAUGUUAGGUAUAGGAACAUAUGGACGAGGUGAUACAUCAGCUAUGCCUUAUACAGGAUUUAAAGGUGAAAGUGGUUUUGUUGCAUAUUAUGAAAGUUGUAUUCAAAUUGUUUGUGAAAAAAUGAAAGAAACAUGGGAUGCUAAACAACUUGUUCCAUAUAUAGCUGGACCCUAUAAUCAACCGAAAGCUGGUGUAGAAAAUGUUCGUAGUAUGAAAUAUAAAGCAAAUUAUAUAAAACAAAAUAAUUUGGGUGGUGCGAUGAUAUGGACACUUGAUAUGGAUGAUUUUCGUGGUCAAUUUUGUUGUCAAGGAAAGUUUCCUCUUAUAAAAACAAUAAAAGCUGUUCUACACGGACAAGUUAAAUUAUUGCCAAAAGAAAAAAUUUGUUCAUCUUGUCCAACAAAAGAAUAUAAAGAUUUUAAACCUCAAACUCAAUCACAAACAACAGAAAAAACAACAAAAAAACCGAAAAAAUCCAAACGUGAUGCUGAUACACCGACACCAGAAGAUGUAUGUGAAGAAUUAAAAGAUGGUCAAUGGCCUGAUCCGUCCGAUUGUAAAAGUUACUUUUUAUGUCGUGGUGUUGGUAGCCAGUGGGGUGAACAAAAACGUGAAGUAUGCUAUACUGGUGCUUACUUUGAUCCAAAUGAAAAAACAUGUAAAUGGAUUGGUUUAGAUAAGCUUAAUUGUGAAGAACUUGUCGAAGGUUAUGAAAAUCCAGUAGCUGGUGUUACACGAUCUUCAAAUAAAGGAGACGAUGAUGACGAUGAUACAGAUGAUGAUGAUAGUCCAAGCGAUGCAGGUCCAACAAAAUCAAAGAAAGAAUCCAAAGGAUCAUCAUCAAGCAAAUCAAUAUCAAUAUUAAGUCGAACAACAUCUGAAUUUGAAACAUGUACACAAGAAAAAGCAGUUGAAUUUGAUCCUGUACAAGAUCCAGUUAAUGAAUCUCGUCGUAUACAUGAACAAAUAUCACAAGAAUAUUGUUUAGUUGAUUAUCCAUCUGCUUAUCGCUAUCAACAGCAACGUCGUUUACAUGAACAUCCAUCAAUCUCCGAACAAUCUCCACCAUCAUAUAAUAAUACUAUCGAACAAACAGGAAGACAACAAUUACCAUUAUUUUCAUCUAUUCGUACAAUACCGUCAACAACAUAUGGUUAUCAGAAUUCACCUGUUGUGAACCCAUCUAUUUAUACAGCAAAACCACCUACAUAUGCUGAAAUCUUUCUAACAUCAAAUUGA